Messenger RNA from Botrytis cinerea B05.10, 1088 nucleotides. RefSeq lists its product as hypothetical. NCBI's taxonomy places the organism in Eukaryota, Fungi, Ascomycota, Leotiomycetes, Helotiales, Sclerotiniaceae. Gene Ontology annotation, molecular function: acetyltransferase activity. The record is from RefSeq and is a predicted model, not a curated record. The coding region runs from base 387 to 1046 and encodes 219 amino acids. The transcript has 5 exons.
GAGAAACGACUAUUCAUUAUGCUUUGUAUAUCUACUACCAAGUAUAUCUGAACUCUCCACGUUAAGCUCAAGAUCUACCGUCCGUCUCCUUUCCUCUGAAAUAACUAAGCCCCGUCUUUUAGCCACCCCCACUACGAUCUCGUAUCGUCCGAGGACCGAAUCCCGUAAGUGAAGCGGGAAGGUAUUCCGGACACGCUUUCUAACCGUCAGGCAAAGUGGAGCUCGUGGUUUGGGUGAAUAUAGAGGCUCGGCCAUAACAAAGCUAAGAUGUGACAUGUCCAACUAAGAUCCAGUUUUGACAGAUUUCAUCUCUGACCCAAACAUUCCAUUGAUUGAAUAUCCUUUGACUACCUAUUAACACUGCACUUCUACAUCACCAUCUAAUCAUGGAGGCCAUUGACCUUGUUGAAAAUGAAUCUAAGAUGCUGAACGGGGAGCUCUAUCAUGCGUUCGUGCCAAACCUCACUGAAAAGCGAAAUAGAUGUCAUUGGGCUUGCAAAAGAUUCAACAAUGCCGGUGACGCCCCAAGAAGAAAGCUGGUGGAGAUGUGGAAAGAUAUCAUCGAUGAUAAGACUCCUCUUCCUCCAGUGGGAGCCACAGAUGAAGAAGAAUCACAUAUCCUAAGAGAUGAACCAUAUAUUGAUGGCCCAAUCAAUGUAGACUAUGGAACUCAUCUGAGGAUUGGUAAAGGAGUUUACAUCAACUUCAACUGUGUAUUCCUUGAUACCUGCUUGAUCACGAUAGGAGCUCGUACUCUAAUUGGGCCAGGCUGUUCAUUCUAUGCUGCCACGCAUCCAUUAGAUCCUUUCCUUCGCAAUGGUAUUAAUGGCCCGGAGCUUGGGGCACCCAUAACAAUUGGAGAAGACUGCUGGUUUGGAGGCAAUGUUACGGUUUGCCCUGGAGUAACCAUCGGUCGAGGUUGUACCAUGGGUGCUGGGAGUGUUGUGACGAAAGAUGUUCCCGAUUUCCAUGUCGUAGCUGGUAAUCCAGCGAAAAUCAUCAAAAAGAUCGAGCCGAAAGAACCAGAUCCAAAUCUCAUGUCCUGAUUGCUCAGAGAUGAAUAAAGCUCCAGCUCAUUUUUACUUUCA